GCUUACAAAGAAAUAGUUGAAAGUAAUGUUGCAGUGUAUGUAGCAGAAAAUAAAAGAAAUAGAUUUGUCUGUUUAUUGCUCUUGGUUUUAUCCCUUAAACCAGUUGCUGUUUGACUUCCUAAACAAGUCUGUCUUGUGGGAGUGUAGUCUGAAUUAAGGCAUCAUGAAGCUGGAGAUGCCAGAAAGCUUUGAAGAUGUUGCUGUUGAGUUUUCAGGAGAGGAAUGGAAGAUACUUAGUGAACAGGAGAAAGAGAUUCACGUGGACGUGAUGGUGCAGAACUAUGAGCACAUGGUUUCUGUAGGGUAUAAUGUUCCACUAAAUCACCUGUUGGCACUCUUUGACAGAAAUGAGAAAGUUUCACCUGAUGACAAGGAAGGCAGACAGAAGAUGCUGAAAACAGAGCUUCCUGAUGGCUCUGCUAGUCCCCUCAAGAAUGCAGGUUGCAGUGAGAAUCUGAAAGAGCAGGUAUCUUUUCGAGAAUACAUUAAGCCUAAUUGCAACAAAUCUUCACCAGAAUCAUUUUCCAUUACAAGAAGUGAUGUGAUACGUACUGGAAGUAGAAGUGAGAAUUCUGUGGAAUUAUUAAAGGCAUUUAUCAAGAAAACUAAACUAGAACUGCAUCCAGAAAAUGAAGGAGGGAAACAGCAUAUAAAGACAUCUAACCGCAAAAACAAUUCCACUUUUCAUAAACACACUGUAAAAUUAACUCACAGCGGGAGAAAACAGAAGAAUCUGUCUACAACAGAUGAUCGUACUUUCACUACAGAAAAAGCAUUUAAUCACAAUGGACCAAAGCAACAUAAAUGUUCCAUAUGUGACAAAACAUUUACUCGAAAGUAUCACCUGACAAGACAUCAGUAUGUUCAUAGCGAGCAGAAACCGUAUAAAUGUCCCCUAUGUGAGAAGGGCUUUACACAGAAGAAAAGUUUAGAAGUUCACCAAGUCAGCCACACUGGACAGAAACCCUAUAAAUGUCCUACAUGUGAAAAGGGUUUUAGAGAUAAGUAUUACUUGGAAAAACAUCAAUUAGUCCACACAGGACAGAAGCCAUAUAAAUGUUCCACGUGUGAUAAAGGGUUUUCACUUAAGAAAAGUUUAGAAGUGCACCUAAUUACUCACAGUGGACAGAAGCCAUAUAAAUGCCCCACAUGUGAUAAACAUUUUGCAAGAAAGAGUACAAUGGUAAAACAUCAGAGUGUUCACAGUGGGCAAAAACCUUAUAAAUGUGAAACAUGUGGUAGAUGUUUUACCCAGAAGAGUAACAUGAUAAAGCAUCAAUAUGUUCACACCGGGCUGAAGCCACAUAAGUGUGACACAUGUGGCAAGUGUUUUACAGAUAAGACUAGUUUGAAUGUGCAUAAUGUUAGCCACACUGGACAGAAACCGUAUAAGUGUUCCACUUGUAGUAAGGGCUUUGCAGAUAAGAAAAGCCUUGCAUUGCAUCAGUUUACCCACACCGGACAAAAGCCUUUUAAAUGUGCCACAUGUGACAAGAAUUUUACACGCAAGUAUAAUUUAAUAGUGCAUCAGGUUAGCCAUACUGGUCAGAAACCCUAUAAAUGUGCCACAUGUUUCAAGUGUUUUACAGUUAAAAGUCAUUUGACAGUACACCAGGUUAUCCACACUGGGCAGAGGCCGUACAAAUGUUCCACAUGUGACAAAAGUUUCAGAUUCAGGAGAAGUUUAGAAGUGCAUCUGAUUACUCACACGGGAGAAAAGCGUUAUAAAUGUCCCAUAUGUGGUAAACAUUUUACACAAAAGGGUAGUGUGGCAAAACAUCAGAGUGUUCACAUUGGACAGAAACCAUAUAAAUGUACCACAUGUGGCAAGUGUUUUAAGCGCAAAGAAGGUUUACAACUGCAUCAGGCUAACCACGCAGGACAAAAACCCCAUAAGUGUUCCACAUGUGAUAAGUGCUUUACAGUUAAGAGUAGCUUGACAGCACAUCUGAUUAUACACACUGGGCUAAAACCCUUUAAAUGUGCCACAUGUGGCAAGGGUUUUGCAGCUAAGAGAAGUCUUUCACUGCAUCAGAUUGUCCACACAGGUCAAAAGCCAUACAAAUGUGCAACAUGUGGUAAGGGCUUUAUAUGCAGGAAACAUUUAGAACAACAUCAGGAUAGCCACGCUGAAUAGAUGUGUAAUUAUGUGCCUAAGGUUAUCAUGGUAAAACAUCAGUAUUUUCACAAACGCCAAGGGACAGCUGGCAAAAGAAAGCAUAAAAAAUCAAAAAAGGCACGUAAGGGUAGAAAUACGAAGAGAAGAAAGGAAUGUAGGUCACUGGAGCAGCCAGUUGUCAGUCAUGACCUCAUCAUGACCUCAUGCACUAAUGAUUAGAGAAUGGCGAAUUUAGUACGAAAGAUGAAAAGUGCAAAAUGGAAGUUCAGAUUCAUGAACUGCUCUUUGAGUGAUUCACUAGCUCUGUACAAAAAGAGGGAAAUGCAGCUGGAUGCAGAUUCUAUAGUACAAAACUAGGAAUGUGUGCAAAUCUAGGAGAAAGGUGUGAAAUGCUUGGCUGUUGUGAUCCACAUACUGAUGAGCAAAUGAUUGGGGUAGGAUUCAUGCAUUGGAAUUUGUGCAUUCAUUUCAUUAUACAGGUAGCAGAAAAACCUCAAAAGUGUGAGUCGUGAAAUAUCAGCACAUGGGAUCUGACAGUGCGGACUGUUCAGAAAUUGGAAAAAUUUGAGAUUGUAGUUGGGGACAUUCUCUUUCACUGGCAAGUUUGAUCAACAGCAGUUAAAACUAAAUAAACUGAAAGACAGGUUCGGUGAGUUAGCUAUUUUUGUUAAUGUUUUUUUUGGAAAUAGUCCUUCGGUUUGUCAUUUGUUUGACAGUGUACUUUUUAGGGAUUGUCAUUUUAUGCUUGGGUCACUGCAUUUAGAGCUGUGUUUCACUGCUUUAGUGACUGCAGUUCUUCAACCAGAGAGCAGGGAUAGAGUUUCAGCGUAGGUUGUCUUCAUCCCUCCUCACUUCUGUGACCAUUGAGUUACUAUAUUUAAUUAAGAGAGUGUGGAGGGGGUGUUACUUUUUGUUUAUUAACUGUUCCCCCUGGGUUGCGCAUUUUCAAACUGUGGAUUAAUUUGUAAGGGGUUCACUUGUCAGGGCUUUGAUCCUGUGAUAUAGCUCCAUAGUAUUUAAAAAGGACAGUCAUGUCAUUAAUCAGUGAUAUAGUCACCUUUAGUGACUACAGCACCCUGAGAGCUAAGAGAUGUAAAAGUAUACGAUAUCAGGAUUAUGUGCCUGAACCAUCUUUAAAGCCCGCUUAAAUGCGCUACAAAUAUCGGUAAAUAACACCAUAGGAAAGCAUCGGUAACUGAGCUGUCUAAGAGGAGAUACCAUUCAGGAAGCCAAGAGGGUGCAUUUAUGCUCUUGCCAGCAUCCAGUAAUUAAAUACAUCUGCAUACCCUUACCUUACCUCUGGCUGGGGGGGGGGGUGUCAUGUGAUCUGCAUUACCACAAUUCAGUCCUCUUGUUCAGUGCAAACUUUUGUACAACAGCUAUGAAGGCUGUACCACCAAUAGUCACUGGCAGCACUCCGUAAGAAGGUCAGUUGAUAGGAGUGACCUGAUAAAAUAUUGUUAACUUUUUAGGUUUGUGAUUGAGUGUCCUUUUACCAAAAAAAUAGUUGUGAAUAUAUUAAAAUGCAGUAAGAAACAAUGUGCAAAAAAGUAUACAGGACACUGAUCAAUUAAUAAGAUAAAUAAAUAUAGUAAGUGAAACUGCUAUGGCAAAGUAGUGCCAUUAAAACAAAAGAGAAAAAAUGGACAGAAGCAAACACAGACUUUUGUUAUGAAAGUAAACAAAGUUCCAAAAAGAUUGUGAUAUAUUGGAGGGAUUUAGGGAGGGAGUAAGGUCAGUGGAAAUUCUUAAAAAGACAGAUGUACUAAUGAUAAAUGAUAUUAAGACAGAUCUAGAUUUGUGUUUAACCAUUUCUAACCUCAAACUAAAAAUCUUUUCUCUGGCUAAAUAAAAUAAAAAAUAUACAGUGCAAUACAAAGAAUAAUUUGGCUGCUACAAGUGUACAAAUGACACAGUUUAUAAAAUCUUACAUGUAUGGGAGUUCCUGAGGGCUAGAAAAAAUCAUUUUGGACCCCAAGAAUUUGAAAGACCAUCACAAGACAUGAAAAGAGACUGGCUGGGAGGGGCUGUGGUUGUGAGUUGCUAAAUAAGACUUUAGUGAGAGUAAGUCUGGUUAUCAGAAAACUUUUAGGUAUUUAUUUUCACCAGUAUUGCAAGAAUGUAUUAUUAUGAUAUUUAAGUAGUAUCACUUUGCAUACAUUGUCCUGUAAAUUUUAAUUUGUGUACUUUUUUUUUGGAGGGGGGGGGUGAUGAUUUUAUUGGUAUUUAAGCCUGAUGUAUGUUUUUACCUUUAAAGGCCAGUGUGGCAGAAGCACUAAAAUAAAAGUUUAAUAGUGGUUUUCCUCAUGUGUUGUCUCUGUGCAAACCCUGUUGAACACAUCAGAAGUGUGUAUGUAGAUACAAGAGGUAAAUAAAUAAGUAUAAUGUAAUAUAUAAUAAACUCUUCCAAAUUUUA
Messenger RNA from Protopterus annectens (West African lungfish), 4535 nucleotides. Its product is annotated as gastrula zinc finger protein XlCGF26.1-like. The record is from RefSeq and is a predicted model, not a curated record. Gene Ontology annotation, biological process: regulation of DNA-templated transcription. The transcript is spliced from 4 exons. The coding region runs from base 164 to 2137 and encodes 657 amino acids. Lineage: Eukaryota; Metazoa; Chordata; Ceratodontiformes; Protopteridae.